GGUUGCCGGAACAGGGGCUGUUCAUGAAAGCAAGCUGCUUUCGAACUUUGUGUGUAUCUCUUCCUCCUCCACCUCAUGUCAUCGUCCGUCUCUCGCUCCUGUGUGUUCAGCCUUGUAGUGUGGUGUCGUUUGUCGUUGGCUUUUUGGCCUUAGUCUUUCGUUUGCUUCUGCCGUGUCGCUCCCCAUGAGAGGUGGGCGACAGUGACGAUGACUCGUCCCUCCUUCUUUUCCAGCGCGCUUCUUUUCACCCUCUUUGCCGCCACCACCCUCGUUUCCGGCCUCAAAUUCGACGCAAGUGAAGUCGACUACAACCUUAAUAGAAACAGAACAGCCAUCAGCCCCCUCGACUACUGGGGCUCACGACAAGAUGACGACCCCGACUUCGAGUACGCCCCGUCUCCCCCGAACUGGCGUGUGCCUUUCUACAGUCUUUUCUUGGAUCGCUUCGUGAAUGGCGAUCCGGGGAACGAUGACAUCAACAAAACCAUGUACGAAACGGACAUGAUGAGCACCCAGCUCCGGUUUGGUGGUGACCUGGAAGGCCUGAAGGACUCGCUAGAUUACAUCGCCGGCAUGGGGAUCAAGGCUCUCUAUAUCGCAGGGUCUCCGUUCAUGAACCUGCCAUGGGGUGCCGAUUCGUACUCGCCCGUCGAUUUGACGCUUCUCGACAAGCAUUUCGGUACCAUCAAGCAGUGGCAAGAGGUCAUCGACGAAAUCCAUGCCCGGGGCAUGGCGGUUGUGCUGGACAAUACCAUGGCUACGAUGAGCGACUUGAUCGGAUUCGAAGGAUUCUUGAACGAAAGCACACCGUUCCGGGUCGAGGAACACAAAGUGAUGUGGAAGUCAUCGAGGCGAUAUCUCGAUUUCGAUAUCGGCAAUGAGUACAACGCGUCGUGCAACUACCCCCAGUUUUGGUACGAGGAUGGGACGCGCAUAAACCCUCCCGGGCUCACGGGCUGCUACAACAGCGACUUCGAUCAGUACGGCGACAUCGAGGCUUUCGGUGUUUUCCCCGACUGGAAACGCCAGCUCGCAAAGUUUGCCUCCGUCCAGGACCGUCUCCGAGACUGGGAGCCUUCCGUAGCGGCUCGUCUCGAGCUCUUCUCCUGCAUGACCAUCAAGAUGUUGGAUGUUGACGGCUUUCGCAUCGACAAGGCUGUGCAAGUCACGGUUGACGCCCAGGCCUCGUUCAGUUCCGCCAUGCGGAAAUGCGCGAAAGAGGUGGGUAAGGAUAACUUCGUCGUCUUCGGCGAAAUUACCAGCGGCAACGACCUCGGAUCAAUCUACUUGGGCCGCGGUCGGGAAUCCCAGGCAGCCAAGACGUUGAAGGGAGACUGGACCAAGGCAAUGACCAUGAAGCCACCUUCGACUGACAACUCAGGCAUGUUCAUUCGUGAUGCCGGCAACAGCGCUCUCGACGCCGGCGCCUUCCAUUACUCCAUUUACCGUUUCAUGACGCGUUUCCUUGGUCUAAGUGGCAACCUAGAAGCAGGGUUCGACUUGCCGCUGGAUUGGGUUGGGACCUGGCACCACAUGGUUGUCACAAACGACUUCUUCAACCCCUACACCAACGAGUUCGACCCUCGCCAUCUUUAUGGUGCAACAAACCAAGACGUGUUUCGCUGGCCUGCCAUCGAACAGGGCGUUGAGCGCAUGCUCCUCGCUUACUUCAUCACUACCAUCCUCCUGCCCGGCGCCCCUCUGGUCUAUUAUGGCGAGGAACAGGCGCUGUAUGCUCUGGACGGCACCGCUUCGAAUUACGUCUACGGUCGCCAGGCUUUUGCACCCUCGCCAGCAUGGAAGGCACACGCCUGUUUUGGGCUCUCGGUCGACCAGUACAUCGGCUGGCCCAUCGAGAAAGGGCGCAAAGGGUGCGAAGACGACUCUGUUGCCUGGGAUCACCGUGACCCCUCGGCGCCCCUUCGCAACAUUUUCCGCCACAUGUUUGCUCUCCGAGAGGCCCUCCCGGUGCUUGAACACGGCUGGCUGCUCGAGAAUCUCGCCAAGCAGACCGAGGAAGUCAUGCUCAAUGGUAGCACUACCGCGACUGAGUUUGGCGUGUGGAGUGUUGCUCGUGGCAUGUUUACCCAGUUGCAGAAUGAAACGGACAAGCCAGUGUGGCUUGUCUACCAUAACCGCCCCAACCGUACGACCUACAACUUCGUUUGCAGCGAUAUUGACUCGGCAUUCGUUUCGCCCUUCGACGAGGGGACCGACGUCGUGAACCUCUUCAGUGGAGACAAAGCCAUCCGACUUGAGCCUUCUUCGCGCAAGAACAACUUCACCGGUACUGGCGAGAGCGCCGGGUGUAUCUCCAGCAUCACUCUCGAGCCAUACGAGUUUCGCGCCUACGUGGAAACCAAAUCUUGGGUGCAGCCGGCCCCUAUGAUCACCAAGUUCGAACCCGGCCAUGAUGCUCCCCUGGAUUCGACAGACGCCAAUGGGGAGAUCAACGACAUUUUUAUCGAGUACAACGUCCCGAUGAGCUGCGACUCUGUCACCAAAGCUUUGUCCGCCGUGGUCAUCACCGACGGCAAACAUAACGCCACGAAGCUCAACUUUGCUACGCCCAAAUGCGGAAAGAUCUCUCCAGCCGAGAAGAUCCCUUACACGGGGGCAAUCCAAUCCAGUUGGAGGUUGAGGACAAGCCUACGCAACGUCCCCGACGGUAUUGUGAAGAUCACCGUAGCCAAUGCUCUCUCCGAGGACAACGUCUCGACCAACGCAACCGACCAUUUCCUCAUUCGGUUUGGCAGACGUCUCAGCAACCCCGUUGUCUUCCCCACGGCCAAUUAUUCGCGCACGCUGCUAUCUAUGGAAGGGGGUUCUAUGUACGUCCAGCACCAGGCCGCGGGCGCCACGCAAUGGCGGUACAGCACCAACUGGGGGUCGUCCUGGAGCAAGUGGCUUACAUACGAUGCCAACACCCCCAAAGCGUCCAUCACGGAGCUGUCUUGGGAGGGGACAGACCUGCAGAAAUGGCCGGGUAAACACUUGACGGUCCAAUACUACAGCAAGCCACUCGGUUCAUCGGCCUUCAUACAGCACGCCGACAGCAACGAUGUCCAAUUGGAGCGCGGCUUUCCUCACAUCAGGAUUCAUGGACCAUACAACAAAUGGGGCUACGAUGCCGGGUUGCCUGGCUCUAUGGACCUCGUGUCCCAUCGCACUUGGGAACUGCACUACAUGUAUGAGUGGCCGGCGAACUUCCAGCUUAACAUAUGGGGUAUCAACCCGGACAACCAGCCGGACGUCGGGACCAUCUUUGGAGACAUUGACAACGACGGCAUUGUCGAUCGUCUCCCUCCCAGCAGUUUGGCGAAGAACGUCAUCAACAUUACCAAGCCGCCUCCGAUGCCAGCCCUCGCUUACAAGCUCGUUUACAACGAUGCAGCAUUCCGGUUCGAGUACCUUCCCACGGGGCAUAUUGGCAUUCAGAUUCUGCUCUUCAUUCUGCUUGCUGUCUUGCCACUUUUGCUAGCAGUGUUGGCUGGGUGGGUUUACAUGCGCAGCUUCUACCAAGUCAAGGUCAACAAAUCGGGGUUCGCUAGCAAGGGGUGGAGGCCACUGAAGCUCGGGGCUGUCUCCAGACUCGACCUGAAGUCAUUCACGAAACGCGGUGUCGAGAUGAGUGCUAUGACUCCGACGCCACCCCCAAGCGCCACCAUGGCUCCUCUUGGUGCUACUGGCGGCCGGCGUACCGUGCUCAUAGCCACCAUGGAGUACAACAUGGAUGAUUUCGGCAUCAAGAUCAAGAUCGGCGGUUUGGGUGUCAUGGCCCAGUUGAUGGGAACGGCGCUCUCUCACGUGGACCUCAUUUGGGUUGUCCCUGUGGUGGGCGAUGUCGACUACCCGACUGACCGCAUGACGCAUGCGGAAUCCAUGUUUGUCAAUGUCAUGGGUCAGCCUUACGAGAUCGAGGUUUACUACUACACCACCAAGAACAUCACCUUCGUUGUCCUCGACGCCCCGAUCUUCCGCAAGCAGACCAAGGCAGAUCCGUACAUCGCUCGCAUGGACGACAUCGAGAGUGCCAUCCUGUAUGCCGCGUGGAAUAGCUGCAUCGCUGAGACGAUCCGUCGAUUCCCGGUCGACGUCUACCACAUCAACGACUACCACGGUGCCGCCGCCCCGCUCUACCUCCUCCCCCAAACGAUCCCUUGCUGCCUUUCCCUCCACAACGCCGAGUUCCAAGGCAUGUGGCCGAUGCGGACGCCAGAGGAGCAGAAGGAGGUGUGCGACGUGUUCAACCUGCCGCCGGAAGUGGUCAAAGAUUACGUCCAGUACGGCUCGGUCUUCAACCUGCUCCACGCCGGUGCCAGUUACCUCCGUCUCCAUCAGCGUGGCUUCGGUGCAGUGGGUGUCUCUAGGAAGUAUGGUGACCGCUCUCUAGCUCGUUAUCCCAUUUUCUGGAGCUUGAAGAACAUUGGACAGCUGCCGAACCCCGACCCGUCUGACACGGCCGAGUGGAACCCCGACAAGGACGUCUCCAAGCAGUCCAAGGGCAUCGACGUCGACCAGAGCUUCGAAGAGAAGAGGGCGGACCUCAGACGCCAAGCACAGGAGUGGGCUGGUCUAGAAGUUGAUCCCUCGGCGGAACUGUUUGUUUUCGUCGGCCGGUGGAGUUUGCAGAAGGGCGUGGAUCUCAUCGCCGACAUCUUCCCCAGCAUCCUGGAGAAGUACCCCAAGACCCAACUCAUCUGCGUCGGCCCCGUUAUCGACCUCUACGGGCGGUUUGCGGCUCUGAAGCUUCAGAAGUUGAUGGAGAAGUACCCCAAGCGGGUAUUCAGCAAGCCCGAGUUUACCCAACUCCCGCCGUACAUCUUCAGUGGUGCAGAAUUCGCGCUCAUUCCAUCCCGUGACGAGCCAUUUGGUUUGGUCGCCGUCGAGUUCGGUAGGAAGGGUGCCCUGGGCGUGGGGGCACGCGUCGGAGGUUUGGGCCAAAUGCCAGGCUUCUGGUACACAGUCGAGUCCAUGACUCCAUCCCAUCUCCUGCAACAGUUCCGGCAAGCCAUCGUGUCGGCUCUCGAUUGCAAGUCGUCGAAGCGCGCUCUCAUGCGUGCGUGGAGUGCCAAGCAGCGUUUCCCCGUCGCGCAAUGGAUCAAGCAGUUGGAUGAGCUGUACAGCGAGUCCAUCCGCAUCCACAACAAGGAGGCGAGGAAGAAGAAGCUCGAUACACUGCGUGCUCCCAGCCCGAAUCCAUCGCGACCGUCUUCUCGGCCGUCUUCCCCGACCAGCACAGCUACGCAUGUUGACCCCGGAUCUGCGAUAUAUAGCCCCGGACCAGAAACACACUUGGUGCCACCAUCGCCGUCAGCCUCCCCGGCACCGGGUUCAGUAAUAAGCCCUGAUUUGCCGAGUCCCUCCGCCCCGUGGCUAGGGGGCUCAAGGUCAAGUUCACCCCGCGAUUCCACCGCAAGCUCCAUCGCAGGAAGCAUCUACGGCAAUAACACGGCGCGGGAGAGCACCGUUAGCGUGGAUAGCUUUGCAGUUCGUGCCCAGAAGGAUGGCAUGGCCUCGCCAGGGUUGACUCCCAACUUUGGCCUCGUCCCCCCUCGUCCCACACUUGGACAGAGCCAUCGCAACAGCAGUCUCCUCAGUCUUCCCGACGUCGUCGGCGACAGGCACGACCUGAAGCUGCAGCAGGUGGACCAGUUUUUCAAUGAUUCCAAUGGCGAGUACUACGCCAUGUACGAAGAGAUGCUGGAUGCCUUGACAGCCCAGAACUCGGCCGGUGAUCUCUGCAUCGAGGCCUUCCUCAAGAAGAGCGAGAAAGAGUGGUUCUCGAGGUACCGCGAAGCCAAGCUGGGGAGGCACUCUAGGAUAGGGAGCCCAGUGAAUAGCCGACCACCCUCGAGAAACGACGAGAGUCGCAAUACAUCUGUCGUCAGCCGCGGCCGCCAGCGGCAUCGCAGCAUGACGCCGAGCUCCCUGGCUAGAUCAAUCUUCGAAGUCUCCCCACCGCCUAACCACAUUGACGAUGAGUUCUUACUGGGCGAUGGAUACCAGGCCCCCACAGGGUUGAAGAAGAUCCUUUCCAUCCGUCUUGGCGACUGGCCGCUUUACUCCUUCCUUCUCGCACUUGGCCAAAUCAUCUCAGUCAGCUCGUACCAAAUUGUCCUUCUCACGGGCGAGACGACCCAGACACCAGAGAAGUUGUACAUGGUUGCAGCAACAUACAUCGCAACCUCGUUGCUUUGGUGGGGACUAGAGCGGAACUUCAAGUCUGUCUACGCCCUGUCGGCGCCCUGGUUCUUCUUCGGUCUUGCCUUCCUGUUGAUCGGUAUCGCGCCCUUCAUCCCCGACUGGCGUGUUGCCAACAAGAUCGAAGAUGCGGCCACAUGCUUCUACGCUGCCGGGGCUAGCAGCGGCGCACUGUCGUUCGCCUUGAACUUUGGUGACGAAGGUGGCUCGCCAACAAAGCAAUGGAUCACGCGCGCCUUGACUGUUUCGGGUUUCGCCCAGGUUUACAGCAUCGGCUUAUGGUACUGGGGUUCCAUGGUGGCCAACACAGACCCGACAGCGACUGUUUUCGUGGGCACCUCCAACGUCCCGCAAGCCAUCGUCGUCGGUGUGCCCAUCGCCAUCAUCUUCUGGGCUAUUGGCGUCGUGCUCUACCUCGGGCUCCCCGACUUCUACCGCCAGUCCCCCGCCACCAUUCCGGGCUUCUACAUCUCCCUUUACCGCCGCAAGAUCGUGCCCUGGUUCUUCGUCAUGAUUAUCUUGCAGAACUACUGGCUAUCCGCACCUUACGGCCGCAGCUGGCAGUUCCUGUUCAACACCCAGCACGUUCCCGGGUGGGGCAUCUUCCUGCUCGCCCUCGGCUUCUACUGCGGCCUGUGGGCGCUGGUCCUCUACGGCUUCUCGCACUUCUCGGAUGAGCAUACCUGGCUCUUGCCCAUCUUCGCCAUCGGCCUGUGUGCCCCGCGCUGGGCGCAAGAGUUCUGGGGCACCAGCGGUAUCGGUUGGUACCUGCCGUGGGCCGGCGGUCCGGUGGGCUCGGCGAUCGUGUCGCGUUGUCUGUGGCUGUGGCUGGGCCUGCUCGAUAACAUCCAGGGCGUCGGUCUCGGCAUGAUGCUACUGGCCACGCUAACGAGGCAGCACGUGUUGACGGUGCUGAUCGGUGCGCAGGUGGUGGGCAGCGCGUUUACAAUGCUGGCGCGGGCGACGAGCCCCAAUGCGCUCUCGCCGCAUACGACGUUCCCGGAUUUCUCGCAAGGGGUGAUGCCGGGCGCUGCUAGUCCAUUUUUCUGGGUGUGUUUGCUGUUCCAGCUGAUCAUCCCCGUUGGUUUCUUCAAGUUCUUCCGCAAGGAACAGGUUUCCAAGCCUUAGUGCUCUGUUGGCAUGGCGUCAGGGGCGGUCGGGUUCGGGUUGGUUUUUUGAUAGACAAGAGCAUGCGUCACGUUUGAUUAUAAUGUUUU
Molecule: messenger RNA, 7421 nt
Organism: Chaetomium fimeti
Lineage: Eukaryota; Fungi; Ascomycota; Sordariomycetes; Sordariales; Chaetomiaceae
Product: glycosyltransferase family 5 protein
Exons: 6
Coding region: 208-7332 (2374 amino acids)
Biological process (GO): fungal-type cell wall (1->3)-alpha-glucan biosynthetic process
Cellular component (GO): fungal-type cell wall
Molecular function (GO): alpha-1,3-glucan synthase activity
Source: RefSeq, a predicted model, not a curated record